Messenger RNA from Amphibalanus amphitrite, 6663 nucleotides. RefSeq lists its product as uncharacterized. The transcript has 41 exons. Bases 40 to 5508 code for a protein of 1822 amino acids. The record is from RefSeq and is a predicted model, not a curated record. Lineage: Eukaryota; Metazoa; Arthropoda; Thecostraca; Balanomorpha; Balanidae.
GCUCGCUGCGCGGUGUCGCUCGGUGUCGCGUCCGUCGCGAUGUGGGUCCCGCUGCUGCUGCUGCUGCUGGCCGUCGGCGCGCCGGCCGACGCCAAGAAGAAGGAGGAGGCGGUGAUCGAGGAGGUGGGCGCCAAGCAGCUGGAGCAGCUGGUGGAGCAGCACGACUACGUGGCCGUCUUCUGGUACGGCCGUCGCUGUAAGAUCGACUGCGACGCUGUGCUGACCGAACUCGAAACGAUCGACGAUGACACGGACAAGUUCGGAGUGCAGUUUGUCAAAAUCAACGACAAGAAGCUGGCCAAGAAGUACGGCAUCUCUGAGUUCCCGGCGCUCACCUACUUCAGGAACAAGGAGCCCAUCAAAUACGAGGGUGACCUGAUGAACGAGGAUGAAGUGCUGGAGUUUCUCACCAGUCUGGACGCCAUGGAGCUCCCAGACCAGAUCGAGGAGGUCAACGCCAAAAUCCUGGAUAAAAUUGUCGAGGAACAGCCCUACGUGGCCGUCUUUUUCUGUCCGUCGGUAGAGAGCUGCCGACUGUCCGAGUACAAGUCGAGCUGCCGUAAGUGCGAGCGCGCGCUGAAGGAGCUGGAGAACAUUGACGACGAGGCCGACCAGCUGGGCAUCGCGUUCGUCAAGAUCAACGACGAGGCGCUGGCCGACGAGUACUCUCUGGACUCGCUGCCGACGCUCGUCUACUACCGGAACCGGAUUCCCAUCGUUUACGACGGCGACCUGACGAAGGAGGAGGACGUGCUGGACUGGCUGGUGCAGAACAAGUCCACCGGAGACGACGACGACGAGAUCGAGGACGUCAGCGAGACCAUGCUGGAGGCCAUGAUCGACUCGGUCGACUACCUGGCCGUCCUCUUCUACCAGGAGGACGACGAGGACUCGGAGGCGGCGCUGGCCGAGCUGGAGAACAUCGACGACGAGUGCGACGACCGCGGCAUCCACUUCGUCAAGACAGAUGACGAGGACGCGGCCAGGUCCUACGGCAUCGAGGAGUUCCCCACGCUCGUCUACUUCGAGAAGGAGAUCCCAAACAUCUACGAUGGUGACCUCACCGAUGAGGACGAGGUACUAGCCUGGCUGAUCCACCAGCUCGAGUCGGACGAGAUCGAGGACGUGACGGACGAGAUGCUCGACAAGCUCAUCAAGGAGGAGAGCCAUGUGGCCGUCCUCUUCUACGAUGAGAACGACAAGAAGUCGCAGCGCGUGCUGGUCGAGCUGGAGAACAUUGACGACGAGUGCGACAAGAACCGGAUCGUCUUCGUCAAGAUCGACAACGACGACGAGGCGAAGGAGUACGGCAUCGAGGAGACGCCGACACUGGUCUACUUCGAGGACGGCGUGCCCAGCGUCUACGAUGGCGACCUGAUGAAGGAGGAGGAGGUGCUGGCCUGGCUGCUGGACCAGGUCGAGAACGAGAUGAUCGAGGACGUCACCGAUGAGAUGCUCGACAAGCUGAUUGACGGCACCGGGCACCUGGCUGCGCUGUUCUCGGAACACGAUGAUGUGACUGUACUGUUCUAUGACAAGGGCCAGAAGAAGUCGCAGAAGGUGCUGGUCGAGCUGGAGAACAUUGACGACGAGUGUGACGAGCACGGCAUCGUCUUCGUCAAGAUCGACAACACGGAGGAGGCGAUCGAAUACGGCAUCGAGCAGCUGCCGACACUGGUCUACUUCGAGAACGAGAUCCCCAGCAUCUAUGACGGUGACCUGAUGAACGAGGAGGAGGUGCUGGCCUGGCUAGUGCGCCAGGUCUCCUCGGACGAGAUCGAGGACGUGACGGACGAGAUGCUGGACAAGAUCAUCGAGAGGAACCCCUACGUGGCGGCCGUAUUCUGGGACGACAAGGAUGACAAGCAGGACCUGAACACGCUGGUCGAGCUGGAAAACAUCGACGACGAGUGCGACAAGCACGGCAUCGUCUUCGUCAAGAUCGACAACGACGAGGAAGCCAAGGAGUACGGCAUCGAGGAGCUACCGACGCUGGUCUACUUCGAGAACCAGAUCCCCAGCAUCUAUGAAGGUGAUCUGAACGACGAGAACCAGGUGCUGGAGUGGCUGGUGGAGCAGAAGGAGUCUUCCACCAUCGAGGAGGUCACUGAUGAGAUCCUGGACGACCUCGUCAAGGAUCACGGCUACGUCGCCGUCUACUACAUCGGCGGUCCAUGCAAGAAGGGCGACCAGUGCAGCCGGCUGCUGGACGAGUUAGAGAACAUUGACGACGAGACGGACGAGCACGGCAUCAUCUUCGUCACCACCGAGGACACCGGCUUCGCCAAGAGCUCGGCGGGCAUCAAAAAGUUCCCCGCACUCGUCUUGUACAAGAAUGGUCACCCUCUGGCCUAUCCGGGUAAGAUCGCAGACGAGGAGGCCGUGCUGAAGUGGCUGACGGACGACAAGACUCUGGAGCUGCCCGACCAGAUCGAGGAGGUCAACGGACGCAUGCUCAAGAAGUUCAUCGACGAUGACAGUGACGACGUUGUCGCCUUCUUCUACAAGAAGAAGGACAAGAACGCGGAUGCGAUCCUGGCGGAGCUGGAGCACAUUGACGACGACACGGAGAGGGCCGGUAUCACGUUCGUCAAGUGCUCCGACUCGCUGGCCGCCAAGCAGUACCAGGUCACCCGGCCGGCCAUCGUCUUCUUCCACAAUGACAAGCCGGUCGUCUACAAAGGCGAUCUGAAGGACGAGGACAAGCUGCUCGAGUGGCUGAUGGAGAUGAAGGACACGGUCGCCGAUGACGUCAUCGAGGAGGUCAAGGGCGCCCAGCUGCAGAAGAUGGUCGACGAGCUCGACUACCUGGUCGUCUUCUUCUAUGACGAGAAGUGUAAGAACUGUGACGCCAUCCUGGCCGAGCUGGAGAACAUUGACGACGAGGCUGACGACGCCGGCAUCCACUUCGUCAAGACCAUGGACACGGCGUUCGCCAAGAGCCUGGGCAUCCACACGUUCCCCACGGUGGUCUACUUUGAGGACUCGGUCCCGAUCGUCUACAACGGUGAUCUAAAGAAAGAAGAAGCCGUGCUACAGUGGGUUUUGACCCAAAAAAGCGACUCCGACACCACAGCCACAGCGCCCUUCUCGAAGGAGCAGUGUUUCUCGAUGAAGGUGGACGGCGGCAACGCUUACCAAUGCUGCCCGCCGCCGGACAGACGGCAAGGCGAACUCACGGACGAAAAUUCGGUCCUAGACUGGGCCAUCAAAGUGAAAGAUGACGACUCCAUUGAAGAGAUUGAUCGCCCUACCCUCUUGUCCCUGAUCGACAGCGAGGACUAUUUAGCCGUCUAUUUUUACGUAGAUAACUCUGAGAGUUCCAGUGUGCUCAAAUACAUGGAAAUGAUUGAUGACGAGGCAGCCGAGUACGGAAUCCGGUUCGUGAAAAUCAACGACAAACUGAUGGCCAAGAAGUACGGCUUCCGCGACCCGCCCGGCCUGGCCUACUUCAGGAAGGGAAAGCACAUCAAGUUUGACGGUGAUCUUUACGACGAGGAGGAAAUUCUCGACUGGCUAACGAACCCCGAUAAUAUGGAGCUCACCGACGCGAUCGAGAAGAUCAACCGCAAAAUGUUCGCCCGCCUGGUGGAGCGAACCGACCACUAUUUCGCCGUGUUCUUCUACACCGAGAAGAAUUGUAAGCAGUGUGAGAAGGUACUGCAGGAGCUGGAGCACAUUGACGACGAGGCGGGCGCGGCCGGCAUCGACUUCGUCAAGAUCGACGACAUGGAGCUGGCGCGGCAAUACGGCGUGUUCGCGCUGCCUGCCGUGGUGCUCUUCCGCGGCGACGAGGCUGACCCAGUCAUCUACGCCGGUGACCUGAAGAACGAGGAGCGGAUCCUGGAGUGGCUGCUGGUCGAGAAGAACCCCGGCUCGGAGGUGAUCGAAGAGCUCUCCGGCCAGGAGCUGCAGAAACAGAUCGACAUCUCAGACGCCAUCGCCGUCUACUUUUGGAACGCUUCAGUCUGCGACGGCUGUGACAUGCAGCAGCUGGACAAAUAUCUAGCGGCUCUGUACAAAUCCCCCGCUCCUGCCAAACUCGACCGUAAGGCGGCGCCGGCCGCCGGGCCAGAUGACGACCAAAACGAUGACGAUGAUGAGGAAACUCCGGACUGUGAGCCGGUAGACGAUGAUGAAGAGCCAGCUGAAGCGGCCGCUGAAGAGGCUGACGACAACGACUCGUGCGCCGACUGCGCCAUCAUUCUGCAGGAGCUGGAGAAUAUUGACGACGACACCGACCGGCACGGCAUCAAGUUCGUCAAGACACAGGAUAUGGAGAUGGCCAACUCGUUCGGCGUGACAGAGUUCCCCGCACUUAUCUACUUCGAGAAACAAACGCCUAGCGUCUUCGAAGGCGACCUCCGAGCCGAGGAGGACGUGCUCCAGUGGCUGGUCCUGCAGAAGACCGAGGACAGGAUCGAGACCGUGAACCGGGGCGUGCUGGAGCAGAUGUUGGAGGACACCCAGUACCUCGCCGUCUUCUUCUACAAGCCGAACUGCAAGGCGUGCGACGUGGCGCUGUCUGAGCUGGAGACGAUUGACGACGAGUGCGACCUCUACGGCAUCCACAUGGUCAAGAUCCAGGACCCGCAGCUGGCCAAGCGCUACGGCAUCAAGACUCUGCCGGCGCUAGUCUAUUUCCGGAACGGAAACCCGCUCAUCUACGAGGGAGACCCUCGGAACGCCGCCGGUGUGCUCGAGUGGCUGCUGGAUGACGAGAACCGAGAGCUGGUCGGCGAGAUCGAGGAGAUCAACGCGCGCAUGCUGGAGCGCCUGCUGGACGAGUCGCCGUUCGUGGCCGUCUUCUUCUCCGGCGGAAAGGACCUCUAUGACGAGGAGUGUAGUGACUGCGGAGCCAUCCUGGAGGAGCUUGAGAACAUCGACGACGAGGCUGACAUGUAUGGCAUUGACUUUGUGAAGAUCAGUGACGAGGAGGCAGCCCAGAAGUACCACAUCUUACACACGCCGGCGCUCGUCUACUUCAGGAAGAGGAUCCCCAUCAUCUAUGAAGGUGACAUGACCGACGACGAGAAGGUGCUCUCGUGGCUGACCUCUCAGGACGUGUUGGAGAUCAAAGACGAAAUCGAGGAGGUCAACCGCAAGAUGCUGGACAAACUGCUCGACGAGAACGACUUCGUCGCCGUCUACUUCUAUGAGAACGACUGUCCGCGCUGUGACGAGGUUCUCACCGAGCUGGAGACCAUCGACGACGAGGCCGACAACCUCGACAUCACCUUCGUCAAGAUCAGAGACACUCGCUACGCCAAAAAGUACGGCAUCAGCAAGCUGCCGGCCAUGGUGUAUUUCAGAAGGCGCUUCCCCAGCAUCUACAGAGGCGACCUGCUGAACGAGACGGAGGUACUCGACUGGCUGCAGAAGAACCGCUACAAGCACCCGGAGCUCAACCUGUUCAUGUACGCCAUCGGCGCCGUGUCAGUGGCCUUUGUCGGCUACACCACGUUCCUGGUGUUCUGUUUCCAUGGCAACCAGCAGAAGGCGGCGUGAGACGCUCCACGGUCGUCUGACAGCGGUGAGCGGAGCGGGCCGUGUAGUUGGAUGAGCCCCGAUACAGCCGCGGCCGGCCACCACUGAACUGAACUGUCCCAAACUCGGCAGGCCGCCCGCCGGUCCCGGACUAUGACCCAUAGUGGCAAUCGUGAGACGCCGUGGCGCGGCUGGACACUGACCGAGUGGUCGGCGCAAUACUGCCUUCUGCGAUAUCAGUGAGGCGCCCAACACAACUAUCGUCCCCGUCUUCCAUUUGGACGACAUUGACAAUUGAGUCCCGCCUUUUCCGACAUCUGAGGCAUCCGUCUGAAUCAUGAGUGCGCUCCAGUGGACAUCAACACGACUUGUUUCAGCUUCGAUUGGAGAUGGACAGUCGAACGGAGCCAUUGCCCAAAGACGCUCUCAGAGUUAACUGUUCAUGUGAUACAAAACGUCCUAGUCGAUCGUGUAUGUGUGCGCGUGUGUUCCCAUGCGACCGAGUGUGCGGCGCAUAGGUGAGUGUGCAAUCAUCUCCGAUGGAGUCGUCAUCUUCGUGCGUGCGAUUGUGUGUGCGUGUGUGUGAGCUGUGUGGAGCCGUCUGCGGCUCGCCGUUUUUUGUUCUUGUUUCCGGUUGUUGCCCGCGCUUGUGAGCGUGUGCACGGUCUGACCGGCCCCCGGACCGCCACGCCACGCUCUGCUUCGCUUGGUCCGACACAUUUUUUAACCGACUGACCGCUGCCCCGCGCCGUAGCUCUAACUCGCGUCCGUAGUGUGCUGCUCGCGGCGGCCGGAGUGCGACCGAACCCGUCCGCCCGCCGGCCGCCGCCCCUCGGCGCUCGCCGCCGGCCGGCCGGGCGCUCCGCCAGUGCCGGGACGCCAGUGACCGGCGCCGGCCCCGCCGCGCCCCUCAGGGUGACCUCAGGACACGGUGUGAGCUCCCGGCGGCCGGCGGCAGCGCCGCCCGGCGUCAGGGGCCGGGAGGGGCCGCCCGCCUGACCUGCGCCCCUCUCGCUCCGUCUCUCUUCCCCUCCGUCCCACAACGCGACUCCGACGCGACGUGGGCGUCGCCUGUUGAACGAGCCGUGCCCGACGCUGGCUCAUUUGUUUGUUCCAUUGCAAGUGCUUUGUAACUUGUCAACAAAAGACGGGGAGGAAUACACGAUGGUUUUGGCA